Molecule: messenger RNA, 5816 nt
Organism: Pecten maximus
Lineage: Eukaryota; Metazoa; Mollusca; Bivalvia; Pectinida; Pectinidae
Exons: 17
Coding region: 71-5461 (1796 amino acids)
Biological process (GO): mRNA processing; protein phosphorylation; intrinsic apoptotic signaling pathway in response to endoplasmic reticulum stress
Cellular component (GO): IRE1-TRAF2-ASK1 complex
Molecular function (GO): ATP binding; RNA endonuclease activity; protein serine/threonine kinase activity
Source: RefSeq, a predicted model, not a curated record
UCAUAACAUUCACAAUUUCUAUUCAAGAAGAUAUUGAGAUUUUUCAAAGUUUCGAUAUUCUGUUGUGAAAAUGGCAACUCGAUUUGGUAAAAAGACCAGAAAAUGCAAGCAAUGCAAAGGGGACAUUUGCAUUCACGAAACUGCGAAGCAAAAAGACACUCUCCCUUUCGGACCCAGCAUAGCAGAACAAUGCAUGGAUAUUUUGGACAAACUAUUGAAGGACAAAAAAGGAAGUCCAGAAGAUAUUCUGAAACUUGCAACACAAGAUCAACUGUUUCAGAUUGGGAUGGAUCCUCUUUGUCUAGUGGCCGCAGUGGGAAAUGUGGACGUGAUGCGCAGAUUUCUAGAUGCGGGCUCGAAUGUCAAUGUCAGGUCUACGGCGGACGCCAGCACCCCAUUGAUGUUAGCCACACAGAACCGACACGCCGAGAUGGCCGAACUCCUUCUGAAACACGGCGCUGACGUCACAGCGGUCAACAUGGAAAAGAACAAUUCGUUUUGUAUAGCGGUAAGAACUGGGGACGCUAAGCUGGUGAAUGCCCUUUGGCCAUACCGUGGGAAUCUAGACAUCAAUCACACGAACUCCGAAGGUCAGACGGUCCUUCACUUUGCUGCCGAGAAGUUGUGGGAGGCUUGUGUCGGAUUUCUGCUGACUAAUGGAGCUCAGAUCAACAGGCAGAACAAUGAAGGCUUAACCCCACUGAUGAUCGCGGCAAUGAAGGGAGAUGCCAAGACUGUAGAAAAGUUCUUGUCAUCGGGUGCAGACUACCUUAUAGAGGACGUUACAGGGAUGACGGCAGUGUGCUGGGCUUUUGACUCCCAGAAAUUUGAUUCCUUCAAUUUGAUUCUCGGCAAGAUGUCUCCGAAAGACAAGGAGCAGUUCAUCAAGAGCCGCACAGAAAGAAUGAAGAAUCCUUCACUGGAACACGACAGUGAAAGUGAUAUUGCGUUUUAUGAAGACAUACUGAUUCCGAUGUUCAAGCGUCUAGCCACAAUGAAAGAAUUCCGCGACGCCAUAUUGAAACAGAAGUUCAUUCCGAGUGCAGUGGCUGUGUUCACUAAGCUGAUGAAACAGCCAGCUUGUAUUACUGGAAUUUGUUUCGUCGUCUCUCUUUGCAUGACUAAACACGCUGUCGUAGUAGACGAGGCCGUUGUGAUGCAAUUCAUCAGAUGUCGUGGACCAGAAUUCCUCAUCAAAGCACUAAAGUGUUACUCUGCAAUCCCAAGAACAGAACCCGAAACCUUGGUCGCGUGCUUCUUCCCACUUUCCUGUAUGGGUCAAACGUCAGAGGGCAAGGAUUGGCUGGAGAAGAACAGUACCAAAGUUAUACAACAUGCAGAUGUUAAACCGCACUACAACAAUAUCAAGAGUGCUAUAGAGAGUUUCGGUGACAAAGGUGUCGCGAUUUGGACCAGUUUCUGGGAAUAUUUUGAAAAGAUGACUCAGUACCAGAUGGAUAGAAAAAUGGCAGAGCUUCUUGAAGAAGAGGAGCAUGAAAAAAUUAUGAAAACGAAGAAAAGAGAAAAGAAAAUACAGAAGCGACAGAACAAGCGGCAGCAACGAAAGGGUGUGCAGGCUACCGUUGCGAAACCCUGCGAAGAAAAGAUUGUUGGAAAUAUUAACGAACAGCAGGAGGAGAAAUCUACCAGAGGAAAUACAGAUAUAGUCAACGACGCAGUGGUCAUGUCUACAAGACUACCGGUUACAAUGAAGGACUUCAGGAACAAAAAAGAUAAUCGGGCCACAGACGAUGUCAUCACUAUUUCCAGAAAACCCCAAGUUCCAAUGAAGCAGAGGAAUGAUGACGUCAUCACGAUAUCCCAGAAACCCCAGGUUCCAAUCAAGCAGAGGAAUGAUGACGUCAUCACGAUAUCUCAGAAACCCCAGAUUCCAAUGAAGCCAAAGAAUGAUGACGUUGUCAUUAUUUCUAAGAAGCCACCAGUUCAAUUCAAGAACGAAAAACGAACGAACAAGAAGGAAAUAUCUGAUAUCACAUUUGGAAAUUUACAUGAUAGUGAAAACGACGACGAUGCGUCUCUUCUAUUCAAAAUGGAGUUGGCGGCGUUGGAAGGUACCGUAGAUCCAGGUAUAUAUGACUUUUUUGACAUGCGCAACGAUAAUCAGUGGGUGACUGUUCAGGGAAAGAAGGAACGGGCUAAAGCAAACAAAAGCACAGAGGAAGCUACGGAAACGAUGCCUGGUACCGACCAAAAGUUUGACAUAGAGCAUCAAAUUGAUGAAGUUAAAAAUGAUGACUUCAAAAAGCGCCCAAACCAGCGUCAACGGCGUGCGAACAAGGUAAAUAAUGGCCCUAGAUGGGCCGACAUGGUGAAAGGCAGUGGAGUGAUUGAGAAAGAACCAGAGCCCGUCAGGCAAGGAACUUAUGCCGACAGGGUUGUGGGGAAGACAUAUGACGAGAAUUUUCCUGUUUUAGGUGGAGUGUCACACGUCAGGGGUGAACAAGGUCAUUGUGAGCAGCAAAUGCCACCGGGGCAACAUGAUCAGCAGCGCGUGUGCAAUUUUGCUGCUGCGGUCGAAAGUACGACGACAGAUAGUGACGACUUUCGUUCAGAUCUCACCUCAACUGAGAGUGUUGUCGAUGGUGACUGUGGCAGGACAACACCGUCCUCGGGGAUCAAUGACAACAAGGCUGCCAUGGACGAUUGUUCUUCGAUUCACAGCGGGGAAAUCUAUAUUUCGCCAGAAAAAGAUGCAUACUUUGAAAGUGAAUGGGAAGUCCGUCCUCAACAGAAUACCAUAUAUACAGCAAAUACAUGUGAGCGAACAACUAACUUGUUUGACAUCGCAGCGAGUGUCCUGUUUGAAACGAAAGUCCCCAACAAUCACAAACCAAAAGAAAACAAUGCACUUGAGACAGACUUCCUUGGUUUACCUAAAAGAAGUGGACAUCACAGUUUCGAGUUUUUAUCAUCCGCUAAAACAUUAACACCAAAUGAAUGGGAUCUAGCAGAAGAUACGCCAAGGGAUGAACGUGUCAAUAAAGCCGAACAGAAUGUGCAUAAUCUGGAAAAUGGUAAAGGUGAUUUUAGACAGGGGCAUGUCCCAAAAAUGGAGAAGAGAGGCUUUUCCGAUUCUGUAAAAGAUUGGUUAAAAACUUGUACACCACUUCAUACGGCGAACAAGACAAACAAAAGACCGUCAGAUAACCUGCCUAAGAAUCCAGUCACGCUGCUUGAACAGAUAAAGGAACCUCAGCAAACGCAACCUCCAAAGAUGCCAGUUGGAAAUCAGGAGUAUGACGCGCAAAGGCUAAAACACAUUCCAAUUCAAAAUGAUGUGUCAGACCAUCAGCUUUUAAAAAGACAACAGCAGGAAUCAAAGCAAAACAUUGCCGUGAUACAACCGAUAGGGCAUGGUGCAAAUAGAGAAAAAAGAACAGCGCAGGAAAACAUAAGCAGCAACGUCAAAGCAGAGGACAAAUGCGAGGACUGCCAUCUCUCUUUCGGGGAUUCUCUUCUGAGAAAUGUUUCAAGAUUGCCUACAGAAGACGACGAAAUCUGGCUUCCAUCUGACUUGUCCGGGGAUGGAUUGCUUAAUCAGGAUAACUACAGCAUAAACGCUAGUGAUCAGGGAAAGGAUCUACCGAUCUUUCCUGGUUUCCAUGACGAUACAAAACCACCAUCACCUGUUGUGCCAUUUCAGCGAAACAUGGACGUGUUUCUUCAAAUGCAACUUCUCGGUUACUACCAGACUCGUUGCAAGCAGCCAGGGAUCAAAGGUUCUGUGUACGGCCACGAUUUAUCCUACUACUGCUCAGCCAUGGGCAUUUCAGAGGAGAAGCUGAAGUCGUUUGAAAGUGUGAUAUCGUCGAGCAAUGCAAACACAUGUGGGGCACAACAAAAGAAACGAGAUGCACUCGCUACUGAACCUGUUAACACCCAAAUACCGCAACAGAGAAAUACCGAUAUCCAUCAUGACCCCGCAGUACUUAUGGCAUUAGAUGAAGGGCCAUACCUAGCAAACAAUCCUGAACAAAACAUGACAACAAAGGAUAACAGGCUAGUAGGAGAACAUGUCGCAGAAAAGAAGGUACCAGACACAGCGGAAUCAUAUGUCCGGACUCAAUCUUCAGCAGAAGUUAUUGAUAGAGCGAAUAUGAAGUAUCAGGAGAGAACUGCAUUCCGGGAAGAAAUUAGUGAAAACUUUACUAAAAGCUCUGCUAUUAAAUGGACACAGAGGAGUAAACGAUGGAAAGACAAGAUGUCGGAGAUAUCGAAGAUGCCCUCUGUCUUCCUUAGACAGAUUGGAGACAUCAUAAUUCCGACGGAAUACAGGGAGCGGUAUACUAUUCCUUACUCAGACAGCACGGCUGUUCUUGGACUCCUUGUUGACGGGACGGAGGUUGCAGUACACAUUAUCGAGUUGUCUAGUCGACCAGUCACCGAGGCCAUUCUACAGAAAUUGACGUCACAGGAUAUCUCGCAUUAUUUUCUUGUAAAAUACCGGGCCUUCAGCAUAGAGUCGGGCACGUGUUUCCUGGCCAUGGACCUGCACGAGUACACACUAUCGGAGUAUUUGGCCUUGCAGCAGAUAGACAUCAACCUUGACCCAUUAGCUAUCAACAGGAUGGGAUGGCAGAUACUUAAGGGCAUGGGCUAUCUUCACGACUGCUGUGACGUAGUACACGGAAACGUCAUGCCCACUAACGUUUUAGUAGAUGUAGACGAGAAGCUGAGGCUAAGCGAGUAUUACCUUCCUCCUCCCCUUGGUGGCAGUGUUCGUACACUAAUUCCAACGUCUCCGAUGCCUGCUGAUAGAUACUGCUGGAUGCCAACUGAGAUCGUGACUGAAUCUGGAAGUUACAACAAGCAGUCAGACAUACAGGUAACCGGAAUGUUGUUGUACUACUUACUGACCGGAGGGCAUCACCCGUAUGGAGAAAACAAUCUGGCAAUUCAAGUCAGCAUCCAACAAAAUUGGCCAGACAUCAAGUACCUGGGCGGGGAGGUCAACGAUUUGCUGUCCAAUAUGCUCUGUAUGCCACAGGGUAAUCGACCUUGUAUAGGAGAUCUACUGAAACAUCCUUACUUCUGGGCUGACGAGAAGCGACUCAGGUUUGUCCUUAUCGCUGGUUCAGACGUUCUCCGGGACAUGAAACUAGGAGUUCCGACAUUUGGAGGGACGGGAGGCACCAUGAUCGACAUCAUCAAUGCAGUCGGCUGUGACACAUUCGCCAACGACUGGAUGUCACUGGUUGAUCCGAUCAUCAUGAAGGAGAUGCGAUCAUUCCGUCAGUACAAGAACACGCUUGUGGAACUAGUCCUCUUUGUCUACAACUGUUGCCUCCAUUUUGAAAAAAUGUCUGAAGAAGCACGAGAUGUACUUGAUGAACCCUGUAAGUACUUCCUGACGAAGUUCCCAGUGCUGUUCAUGUCUGUGUUCAGCGCCAUCAAAGGGUCGGACCGAUCCCAGAAGAUUUGCUACAAACCAUUUUUCUGAAGCAUGCGCGGUUUCCUCCUCUUUCCAGCGGAAACGCUCUUCGAAUAAGUUCCGUAAUGAUUUAAAAGUUUUUAUUAACAAUCCGGGAGAACUUGAGCACAAGCACAGGAAAAACUAACUAAUUACUUUUCAUGAUGUUGAAACAAUCGUGGACACGUGACUGGCCAACAGCACGUAACGGAAGACAGUCUUCUAAUGGUAAUUAUAUUUACGGAAAAAAUGUUUGAAAUAUUCAUGUAUUUAUGAAUUGAUAAACUAAUGUUUUAAAGCAUGCAUGUAUCGGAAAAAUAGCAAGUGAUAUAUACUAUCGCCAUUCAACUUCGCAAAAAUGUGCAAAUAAAACAAUUUAAACGGG